Chrysoperla carnea is the source of this 1513-nucleotide messenger RNA. Its product is annotated as meiosis-specific nuclear structural protein 1-like. Gene Ontology annotation, cellular component: motile cilium. Gene Ontology annotation, biological process: cilium organization. Lineage: Eukaryota; Metazoa; Arthropoda; Insecta; Neuroptera; Chrysopidae. The coding region runs from base 36 to 1505 and encodes 489 amino acids. The transcript has 10 exons. The record is from RefSeq and is a predicted model, not a curated record.
UAAUAUUAUCUAAAAUUAAAUUAUCCAUUCUGAAAAUGAGUAAAGUACAAGGCGGAAUGGAGCGGAAAUUGGCUGCCCAAUUACGAGAAGAACAACUAAAUCAAAAUUUAAUAAAUACAAGUCGUUUGCAAAUGAUUGAGAAUGAACGAGCUGAUUUAACAAAACGGUCGAACAGUCGAAAAGUUAUACAACAUAUUUUUAUCGAACAAAAAGAAAUGGAUCUACUAAAACAAAUGCAAAAGGAUAGAGAAAAAGAAAAAAUUGGAAGCGAUAGAUCUCAUUUCACUGAUGAAAAAUUAGCACAACAAAUGGAUUUAGUUAAACGGGAAGAAAUAGUUGAACUUAAAAGAAGGCAACAGUUGCGAGAAAAUGAUCCAGAAUUACGUGAACUAGAACGCAAAUUAAGAUUAGCAUAUGCCGCAAAAGAACUAGCAUGUCAAAUUGCCCAAAAGAAAGCAGAAGAAUUAGAACAAAAGGUUCGUGAGCAACAAGCAAACGAAGCAUUUAACAAACUACGAGCAAACGAUUCCGAAUUCGAUAAACAACAAUGUAUCGAGAAUGAAAUGAAAAAAGCCGACUACCGUCAUUCAUUGCAGAAUCAAAUGCUUGUUAGGGAACGACAAAAACAAAUUGAUUAUGAAAAUUAUUUAACUGAGAAAAAAAUUAUUGACGAUGUUGUUCAACGCAUUCGAGAUGAAGAUGAAAGUGCUGCAAAUAAAAGAUUACAAGAUAUGAAGAAAGUACAAGAAGAAAUGAAACAACAUGAAGCCGCACGAGAAGCAUGGAGACAAAAAGAAAUUGAACGAAUUAAAGCUGAAAAUGAUAGAAUUGAAAGAUAUUUAAACGAACAAAUGGAAUCCAAAAAGAAGAGUGACGAUGAAAAGAAGUUAAAGGAAGCAGCAAGAGAACGGUUAAUUCAAGAAAUUGGAAAGCAAAUUCAUUCGAGAGAUGAGGAACGCGAAGAAAGAAAUAUGUUAUUACUAGAAUUAAUGGAAGAAGAAGCUAAAGAAGCUGACAUAAAGCGUGCUCAGGCGGAAAUGGAGAAAAAAUAUCUAACUCGUCUACAACUAAGUUACGCAUUAGAUCUACAAAUAAAGGAAAAGGAAGAUAGACUUAAGCAAGAAUGUGAGAAUGAUUAUAAAUACAGGCAAGAAUUAAUGGAACGAUUAAUAGAAGAAGAGCGAAUCCAUCAAAUGACUGAACAAAAGCGUAGAAGAAAAAUGAUCGAAGUGCGUCAUACUGUGGAAAAAAUGAUGUUAGAAAGACAAGAGAAACGUGCUGCGGAAAUUCAACAAUUAUGGCGAUUAAAGGAACUUGAAAAAGAGAAUGAAAAUAAAAGGAAAGAGAAAAUCGAUUUUGAAAGAAUUCAAUUACUCAAAGAACAUGCAAAAAAUUUAGUUGGUUUUUUGCCAAGUGGAUUAUUGAAGGAAGAAGAUUUAAAAUAUUUAGAUGAAGAUGUUGCCAAACAACUCAAAGAAACACUGUCUUUAAAAGAGCCAUGCUAAAAUAAAAU